AUUACGAUGAAGCUUAUGCAUGUAAUGGAGACAAGCUUUCACAGCAUGAUGAAAAUGCAUGUGUGUCUGUAAAUGAGAAUGCACAACCAAAUCCCGAAACAAUAAGCAUGAAGUCAUUUGAUGAGGAAAAGAAAUUUUAUGUAGAAGAGGAUAGCGAAAAUGAAGAACUGAGACAGGGUCCCUUAAAAACAACGUAUGAAGACAUGAACAUAAUUGGACCUCUUGCAACACUUCUGAUGAAAGUAAGAAGAAAGAAAAGAGAAAUGCAGUCGAGAAUGUCUGUUGAUUCAGAAAGCGAUCAAGACGGACAAAAAGAAACAACUUCUGAAGGAUUUGGUUCAUCCAGCUCCCUUGAAAAGGAAUCAGGAAGACUUGGUUCCCAAACGUCAUUGUCUUCUUUACCAUUUGAAAAUCAGCCUAAUGGGAAAAAGAAACUACAACCUAUUGUUUUAGAAAAGAAAAAGAGAAAGAAGAAGGUUUCAAGUGCAAGCUCUUUAACUGAUAGCGGUAGAAUAUCAUCAGAGACUAAUGGGAGAGCAAGAAGAUUAUCUGAUGCUAGUAUUAGAAGCUUUGAUAGCCAUAGAAGCGUUGAACAGGCUUUAGAAGCAUCACAAGAAGUCGUGAAAGCUGUCUUGGAGUCGCAAAAACAAAUGGCUAUCUCAAUCCAACAAGUCACUGAGUCAUCAAAACUAGUAGUUAACUCUUCAAAAGAAGUAUUAGAAUCAAGUAAACAAGUCAAUGAAUCUUCAAAGCAAGUGAAUGAGUCUUCCAAACAAGUGAACGAAUCAUCCAAACAGGUUGUGGAAGCCUCGCAACAAGCAAUAGAUACAGCAAUGAAAGCUAUUAAUACCUUUAAGCAAACAGAGAAAGAUUUUGCCUGCAUUGUUAACGAUAACGAACCUACAGAAAAAGUUGAAGAAGCUGUAAAUGUUAAUUCAACAUCAAAUCAGAACGAUGACCCUCUAAUUGGUAAAGAAGGUGUCGUAAUUUCUGAAACAGAACAUGAGGCAAACAUGAAUACAAGUGAGGAGGAAAAAGUUGCUUUAACCUUUGAUUUAAGAAAGGAAACGGAUACAGUGGAAGAAAUCAAAUAUGACCAUAGUCAGGAACUAGAAAAGCAACCGUCGAAACGAAAUACGAAAAUUAAGCAAUUUUACCUAGAAGAUUUUGACAACCUUUCUGUAGAGGAUAAAUUCCACAGCAUAAGUGAUAAAGAUUUCGAUAUGGUUGUCAGUUUAUUAGAUAAGAUAUCUGAUCCAGACACUCCUCACAAACCAAUUAAAAGUGAUGUGUCAGAAUUGCACAAGACCAAUUUAUUUGACUUUCAGGAUGUAGAUAUCUUACCAAACAGAGACGAAAUAAAUGUUUGCGAUGAAAUACAUGAAAUAUUUGAUAUUCCUAAAAACAGCCAAGAUCAAUUAGACGGCGAAGUACAAACGUCUGUAGAAGAAAUGCAUAUACCUGUCGAGUAUCAGUACACAGAUUAUAGCACCUAUUUUGAUGAACAGGACAAAAGAAAACAGGGUCAGGAACAUGAAACAGUGAAGGAACUUUCACUCACCGAUGCUGCACAGUGUUCAAAGGAAAAUGAGAACGCAUACAAUUCAUCGUCACCAUUCAUGAGACAAAAAUCCGAGAAUGCAUAUCUAUUUCAUGAAGAAAGCAUGCUAACAAAACAAAGGCGAUCUCAAUCAAUGCCGAUUGUUGUAAAGAAAAAAGAAAUUGAAGUUGUCAAACCCAAAACCUUUGUUUAUAUAGCAAAAGAUGAAACAUUGUACACUGAGACUGUUGAUGUUAAGGUAAGGGAAAUGAUCACAGAUGAUUUUUCCUCCUCUACGAAAUGUUCAACCCCACGAAACACAUUAGUGAAAGAAAAAGGUGAAACCAUCAAAUUUAGUGAUGAUUCGGAGUCUUCGAUCCUUGUUCACAAGAGUUCUGAAGAAGACGUCCCCUUGAGUUGCGCAUCAGAUGACCAGCAACAAGAUAGAAUAUCUUUAGACACGAGUGCAGAAGCAGAUCUUAUUGUUGACGAUUUGCUGAAAACCCUUAACUCAAUAAGUGACCCCAAAAAAGAAAUGGAUUGCGAAAAUGCACAAAAAGACGAAGAAAGUUUAUUAGAUAUAAGCAUAGAAGCAGGAAUAAUUGUUGAGCAUGUAUUGCAAAAAGUUAAGUUAUCAAUGGGACAACCUUGUGUUAAGGAAAGCGAUUCAAUAGAUAAGACUUUAACAUCGAACGACAAAAAAGAAGAUACCGUGUCCAUAGAUACAACAAAGGAAGCUGAAUUAAUAGUUGAAGAUGUGUUGCAAAGAGUUAAAUCAGAAGAGAUGAAGUUAUUUGAUAAACAUACAGAUGGGAAGAUCAGGAAUCAAGAGAAGCCCAUUACACCUCGCACUGACCCCGAUGGACAAGUCACACACUGUUUAGCUGAGGAAUCUACUGUGAAAGAGCAUGUUAUAUAUACACAUGGUCCGCCAGAAACAAACGUAAAAAGUUCUCCUGAAGAAGAAAAGGUCUAUUCUGCAGAGAGCUUACCUAAACAAAAAGAAGAAUUCAGCAAACCAAGACCGUUAAAGCGCCAGGAAGCUUUGCAUAAUUUGUUUGAGGCUGUUGAUAGAGAAACGACUUUAGAAAUACAACAGAAUUCACUAACUGAGCAAAAUGAGGACGAUUUCUCUUUGUGUACGAGUGAGGAAGCAUCAUUAAUUGUUAAGAGAGUGAUCGAAGGCAUGUCAAAUGAGGAAAGUAGGAAAAACGAUGAACAGAUCAAUGAUAGAUCAAAUGCUGUGACCGACAGUGCCAAUUUUGAUAGCGAAAAUACAGCGAGUUUACACACAGACCAUUUAGUAUUAAGAGAAACAAAAAUUGAAGAAAUCUCGACGUCGUUUACUCGUGGAAUAAAUGAGGAAAAGUCACUGCAUUUAACAGCAGAUGAAAAUAAUUUCAUUCCUCAAGUUGAAUUGCAAGACAUCCAUGAUGAUUCGGAAAUAUCAAAUUUAGAACCUAUCCCAAUUGAGAAAGAAGAGGUAAGAUCCAUUGCUUGUCCCGUGGUUGAUGUGGUAGAUGUUAGUGAAUCUUUGAACAAAUCACAGGAAUUGCCACGCCUCGUGAAAGCAAAAUCGGGAGCAUUGAUUGUCCAGUAUGCAGAGACAGAUCAGAUGGCAAUAAAAAAAACCAUAUUCAAGACAAACGAAGGGAAAGAAAAAGUGCCUGAUAGAAGUAAAGAGAACACAGGACAUAAUUCACCACGCAUUGCCGUAAAAGAAGCGAGUGUCAUUUCCAGCGGAAUUGACAAAUCAAAUUCAACUUCUAAAAAUAAGGUCGAUGAAAUCGAGAUAAAGGAUACCGAUCAAGGACACAAAGAGGUUACUGCUCUUAACACACUAAAUGAACAAGACAAAAUGAACGGAAACAAGGAGGAGCAUGUGAAGAAAGCUCAAACUGAUACUGAUAAAAUUCAAACUGAUCAAGAAGCGAAAAACCAAAAACUUUGUGAGAGGAAAGAUUCUAAUGCUUCUCUGAAUUAAAAGAAAGAGAAGAAUGUUUGUCAGUUAUAUCAGAAGAAAAAACAAUCGUUUAAAUACACAAGGCAAGAAAGAAAGAAAUGCCUGCCAAUACCAAAGGGAAUAACGGUCGUCUAAAAACAAGAGGCGGUGAAAGGACACAUAGAAAUAUCACUUUCUUGAGCGGGAUUUCGAAGUGGUUUAUCAACACAUUAUUACUAUUACUUUGUGUCUGUAUUGUUAAUCAAAAUCCUUUUUUUUUGUCCAGUGUUUUUGUGAUUUUUAUCAUUUUGUUUUAAAUAUAUAAUAUCAUAUAUUUACUUAAAGCUUAAUUUAUUUUUUAAAUCUUACAAUUGUAUUUCACGAGGUGAAAAGAAAAAAUAUACCAUUGUUCAUUUAUGUUUAAUAAAUAGAGAUGCGAUCAUAUUUGUUCCUUUUUUUGCAUUAAACAUUUUGAAUUUUAAUGGAUUUAAAAUGUAUAUAGAGUACACACAAUACUACUCCUACAUACAUAAAUUAUAAUUACAAUUGCUUUGAAAUGGGAGUUCUGUGCAGAGCAGAAAUUUUCUGGCAAAGAAAUAAAGGUAAGAUUUCUAUUCACUUUUGAAGAUGAUAACAAUACCCUUUUUAUAAUUUGAUGAAAAGAGUUCAUUGA
This is a messenger RNA of Magallana angulata, 4155 nucleotides long. RefSeq lists its product as uncharacterized. The transcript is spliced from 2 exons. Lineage: Eukaryota; Metazoa; Mollusca; Bivalvia; Ostreida; Ostreidae. The coding region runs from base 108 to 3524 and encodes 1138 amino acids. The record is from RefSeq and is a predicted model, not a curated record.